Molecule: messenger RNA, 2008 nt
Organism: Trichomycterus rosablanca
Lineage: Eukaryota; Metazoa; Chordata; Actinopteri; Siluriformes; Trichomycteridae
Gene: b4galt7
Product: xylosylprotein beta 1,4-galactosyltransferase, polypeptide 7 (galactosyltransferase I)
Exons: 6
Coding region: 321-1274 (317 amino acids)
Biological process (GO): carbohydrate metabolic process; proteoglycan biosynthetic process
Cellular component (GO): Golgi apparatus
Molecular function (GO): xylosylprotein 4-beta-galactosyltransferase activity
Source: RefSeq, a predicted model, not a curated record
UAGUGUCUUUAUAUACAGUUAGCGUUAAAAGUGCAUUAAAAUGCAUCGACUCGGUACUGAUGAAACUCACUGAUAAUGCAGAAGUAGUUACAGGAGAAGUCAGUGUUGUGUCGAGUCUGUAACAGCAAGAGUGAAGAAUCAUGAAGAAACACUACUUUGUAUAAGUUAGCUGACGAGCUGAGUGCUGGGUUUCCAGUGUUAAAGCAGUGUUCAUUAAUAUGUAGACAGGCAGUGUUCUUUUAAAGAACAGUGGAGUGUGUAUUGGUGUACUUAGUUUAAAACUGACAUUAAUAAAAGCAACUACUCAGUGAAGAACAAAGAUGAUGUACUCCUCACGAAGAAAACCCGUACUGUAUUUUAAAGAGGACAGAAGAUUUUCAUGGAGGAGGUGUACAGUGUUAAAACUCUUCGUUCUCUGCAUGAUGCUCAUCUUCAGCUCUUUUCUCUGGCUGCAGCUGAGCUGUUCGGCUGAUCUGAACCAGGCAUUAGUGGUCGAUCGUCCUCCUUAUCAGCCGUGUCCUGCAGACAGACAUACCUCAGCCGCUGAUGAGCCCUCCUGGGGCCCUCACAAAAUGGCUCUCAUCAUCCCUUUCCGGGAGCGCUUCGAAGAGCUUCUUGUUUUUGUUCCGUACAUGCAUGCGUUCCUCAACAAAAAGAAAAUACGGCACAAGAUUGUUGUCAUUAACCAGGUGGAUCACUUUCGGUUCAACAGAGCCUCUCUUAUUAACGUUGGCUACAUGGAGAGUGGGAAUGAUACAGACUACAUUGCAAUGCAUGACGUGGACCUGCUGCCUCAAAAUGAAGCUCUGGACUAUGGAUUCCCGGCAGAGGGACCCUUCCAUGUAGCCUCACCAGAUCUUCAUCCAUUAUACCAUUACAAGACAUAUGUUGGGGGAAUUCUUUUGCUCACCAAGAAACACUAUGAUUCUUGCAAUGGCAUGUCCAACCGGUUCUGGGGAUGGGGAAGAGAAGACGAUGAGUUCUUCAGAAGACUGAGAGCAGCUGAUCUGCAGCUUUUUAGGCCAAAGGGAAUAAACACUGGCUAUAAAACGUUCAGGCACAUUCACGAUCCUGCCUGGAGGAAGAGAGAUCAGAAGAGAAUAGCUGCACAAAAGCAGGAACAGUUUAAAGUUGACCCAGUGGGUGGUCUGACCAACCUACGCUACAUAGUAGAAUCGCGGCAGGAGCUGACCAUCAGUGGUGCCCCCUGUACUGUUGUCAACACUUUACUGGAGUGUGAUUUGAACCAGACUCCAUGGUGCCAAUUCAGCUAACAUGGUGUUCUUAUGCCAGAUGCCAUGACGAUGCCAUCUCCUUGUUGCUGACAGUUUAACUUCAGUAAUCACCGGUUAUUUUCAUCAAUUAGUAUUAGGAACAAGACUUUGAUUAUAUUUCUACUGGACAAUAUUGCUUCGUAAGACCUUAAUGAAGCUGACUCUCUCAGCUCUCAGUUUUUCUCAGAAAGAGCUGAACACAUUUCAGGUACUGCAACAAGGCUUCAUCAGUGAUGUUACUAGUAAUAAGCUUUCUGUAGAAAUAUUUUUCAAAAGAAGAGUCUCCAGCUGUAGCAUUGACCUUUUCGGGCCCUUUCUCAUGGUCCUGUUAGUCAAAUUUUAUUAACCUUGUUCUUGACAGAAUUAUGUAUGCUGUAUUUAGAAUAAAUGUGUCACUUGAGGACACAAGAUGGUUUAAGGUACAGUGAGUACAUUUGCACACGUUAUUUAUAUAAAAUAUUUUAGACCAGUCUGGGUGUUUUUAUACUACUUCUAUUUCAUGUCUGUACAUUUUUUUUACUCUCUGGUUAAAUGGUGCAGCAUGCUGGCUUAGUAGGUAGUGUUGGUGCUGCGAAAGUCAGUAUGUGAUUUACUUUGUAAAUGAGUGGAAAUUCAAGCAAAGAACUAGAGUCCUGCACAGCAUUUAAAGAUUCCUGGGUAGACACUGGACACACUGUUACCCUGAUAAAGAUUAAGUUGUUUAUAAAGAUGACAAAAUAAAUUGUCUAAUUUAA